This is a messenger RNA of Triticum aestivum (bread wheat), 4438 nucleotides long. RefSeq names its product serine/threonine-protein kinase CST20. Gene Ontology annotation, molecular function: protein kinase activity; ATP binding; protein binding. The record is from RefSeq and is a predicted model, not a curated record. Gene Ontology annotation, cellular component: cytoplasm. The transcript is spliced from 9 exons. Lineage: Eukaryota; Viridiplantae; Streptophyta; Magnoliopsida; Poales; Poaceae. Gene Ontology annotation, biological process: protein phosphorylation; signal transduction. Bases 660 to 3860 code for a protein of 1066 amino acids.
GAGCCGCUAGGAAUCCCCCAACCCGAGUGGCCCGGCGCCGCGCCUCCUCUCUGGCUGGCUCUCUCUCCCCCGUCCGUCCGUCCGUCCGCGCAAACAAACCACAUUCCCUUCCCUCCCUCCACCACACGUAGCGCGCCGCACCCGCACGGGCGGCCCGCCUCCGCCUCCACACGACACCAGCCGAUCCCCUCCCCUUCCACACCUGACGCCGACGAGUCCCGCGUGGGCGGCGGCGCCGGCGAUGCCCCCCGCGCUGACGGCGUGAUACCCAGAGCGACCCAGCGAAUAUCCGAAUCCCCCAGCCAACAACACCACCACGGCCUCCCCCUCCCUCCCUCCCUCACUUCCCCACCGCGAAUCCGGGGGACGCCUCCUCCUCGCCUCUCUCUCCCUCUCCCUCUCCCUCUCGCCUCCCUUCCCCCGCCCCUAAAGCGCGACCGCACCGCCGCCCGGAGCCCAGCCGCCCAAGUCGGCUGCUCGCCCCCUCUCCCGCUUGCUCAGCCGACCCCGGGAGCCCAGGAUCGUGCCAGAGGCAGGCAGGCAGGAAAGGGGCUAACGAGAGCAGCUGGUUGGGACUGGUGGAUUGGCAAUCGUGUGAUGUACUUGGCUCUGCCGCUGAUCCAACUCAAGCCAGCUUGAUCACGCAGCCUCGGCACACCAUGGCGCCAUCCGCUGCCGCUGCAGCCAGCAGCACCGAGGCUGACGGGGCACAGCGCAUGGCCAAGUUCCUCUGCAGUUUCGGAGGCAGCAUCCUGCCCCGCCCCCUCGACGGCCGUCUCCGCUACGUCGGCGGCGACACCAGGAUCGUCAUGCUGCCCCGCGACAUAUCCUACUCCGACCUGGCGGCGCGGAUGCGGGAGCUCUAUGACGAUGCCGAUAUCAUCAAGUACCAGCAGCCUGAUGAGGAUCUUGAUGCACUGGUCUCGGUUGUUAAUGAUGAUGAUGUGGUGAACAUGAUGGAGGAGUAUGACAAGCUCAUUGCUGCGGGAGAGGGGUUCACUAGGCUCAGGGUCUUCUUAUUCUCGCAGCACCUGGAUGAUGAGGCUGCAUCAGCAGCUGUGCAUUACCAUGGGGAUGAGCGGGAGACGGAGAGGAGGUAUGUCGACGCGCUUAACAGCCUUGGUGACAUGAGAUCACCUUCAUCUCCUGUGUCAGUGGAGCAGCUUUUUGGUAUCGGAGGCAAUGAGUCAGGAAUUCCCGAUAUUGCUGGCCUGCGGCAUUUGAAUGUUCCUCGUGCCUCACAUAAUCAGCGGUAUGGGGAGAUGGAUUCUCCUUGGAGCCCUGCAUAUAUCUCUCCGGGGCAGUAUGGAGUGCCUGAUCCAAGGGAUUUUCCCAUUUCACCAUCAUCUGCAAGGUUUCAAGUUGGAGCAGAGGACUUUGAUGAGAGGAUUCCUGAUGAUUUUGUGAGGCAAUCGCCAAAAUAUCGGCAUUAUGAGGCUCAGUCACCGCCACAUGUGGAUAACUUGGUCUGGCUUCCACCUGGUGCUGUAAUUCAGCAAAAUGCUGGCUUCCCAGGGAAUUUGGGCCGCUCCGGCAAUUUCUUGGAUGGAAACAGUGUAUAUGACUCCCGUUCGUCAUUCCAGAAGGGUCAAGGUUCAGUGAGUGAUCCUCGUUAUAUGGAUCCCCGUUGGAGGCCAGUCCAACAACAUUUUGAUCAAUCAAGCAUGGCAAGUGAGUAUUCUGCUCACCCUGCUAUUCAGCGUCCAGAUUAUGGUCGUCCUGGUGAGCAUUAUGUUGUAGGCCAAGAUGUUAGACUGGAAAAUGGUGUUUAUGUGAAAGAGCAAACGGUGCAUCCCAACCAAAGCCAUCAACGGUAUGAGGAUCCAAGGUUGAAUCUGCCUGCUAAUGGUAGAGUGAUGGAUCCGUAUGCUGAUAGCAACUCAGCUAAUUCUGCAUUUGCACCCAGCAAAGUAUAUGAAAUGCAUUCAACAUCUCACAGCCGCUCAAGCCAUGAAAGUCCCCACUAUUAUCAUGGCAGUGGCCAGGGCGAGCAUGUGAGUAGUGGCUCCUAUGUCCAGACAUCAGGUUUUGAAGAAUCGACAGGCCAGCAUUACAGCCAUACUUCAACAUAUGGUGCUGAUACCUUUUACCAAAUGCAGCAGAACUUGCCGCCACUUCAAUCCAUGAGAAGGAGAGCAAGCAGCCCUGUUCACACAGGCUCAUCAUAUGAAUCACCGCACCUGCCGAUCCCAAAUGGGAGCAUCAACUCCAACUUUGUCAGAAACACAGGUGAUGUUAGUCCAAGGAUUCCUGGUAUGCCUGCAUAUGAUCGAGUCCCAAACCCAUGGCCUUCACCCAAUGGCAACAUACCAUAUAGAAUCGUUGGACAUGAUGUUCCCGCUGUUGUUGAGAACCCUUCUUCCCUUGGUUCUCGGUCAGGUCCAAACACUGCUCAGUAUGUUCAGCCUUUCUUUGCCCCAGAAUCAGUCCAGCAGCAACCAGGAGCUCCAUUGGUAGAAAUUUUUCCUGAAAGAGCAUCCGCUGGACCCAUGCUAUCACCGCUUGAUGGUAAAGUAUCUGUUGCUGCGGUACCCCUUGCUGAUCAUUUGUCCAGGUUGGACAUUAACACAACAAAGAAAUUGGAAGGAGCAGAUGAUGAAAGGCACACUCAAAAUGUGACUGAAACAAAACCUUCACACGCUGCGAGUGACCCUAGCACCUUGGUUCACAAUGUUGGAGUUGAUCUCCAACGGGGCAAACCUACAGAACAUGACGGUGGGGCUGUUGCAUUGCAGCAGUGUGGGGAUAUAUCGGAGAACAGAUUAAAUAUCCUUCCAGAGUUUGUUGCCUCUGUUAAAAAGGCUGCACUGGAAGAGUCUGAGAAGCCAGUAGAGGUUCAGCCAGAUGCUCGUCCUGCAAAUUCACCUGUUUGUGAUAACGGCAAUGAUGGGAAGAAGUUUGAUGAGAAUACUGAUGUAGAUCAGGACCCUGAUGUGCAUGGAAGCUGCGACCAGCACAAAAGUUCUGGGAUCGAAACUACACCCGCUGAAGCUGAAGCUUUGUCUAAAGGAUUACAGACUAUAAGAAAUGAUGAUCUGGAGGAAAUCAGAGAGCUUGGUUCGGGUACUUAUGGGUCAGUCUUUCAUGGUAAAUGGAGGGGUUGUGAUGUUGCCAUCAAAAGAAUAAAAGCUAGUUGCUUUGAUGGAAGGCCAUCUGAGAGAGAGCGCUUGAUAGCGGAUUUCUGGAAAGAAGCUCAGAUCCUGAGCUCGCUUCAUCAUCCAAAUGUAGUUUCAUUUUAUGGUGUUGUUCGUGAUGGCCCUGAUGGAAGCUUAGCGACUGUUACCGAGUUUAUGGUCAAUGGGUCUCUCAAACAAUUCCUGAGGAAGAAAGACAGGACAAUUGAUCGCCGCAAAAGGGUUAUAUUGGCUAUGGAUGCUGCAUUUGGCAUGGAAUAUUUGCAUGGGAAGAAUAUUGUCCAUUUCGAUCUCAAGUGUGAGAACCUACUGGUAAACAUGAGAGAUCCACAACGACCGAUCUGCAAGAUUGGUGAUCUUGGGCUAUCAAAGGUGAAGCAGCAUACUUUGGUGUCUGGUGGUGUUAGAGGAACCUUACCAUGGAUGGCACCUGAGCUUCUGAGUGGGAAAAGUGAUAUGGUGUCCGAGAAGAUUGAUGUCUACUCAUUUGGUAUUGUGAUGUGGGAGCUACUUACCGGGGACGACCCUUAUUCUGAUAUGCGUGCAGCUGAAAUUAUUGGGGGCAUCGUGAACAAUUCUCUUCGUCCUCAGAUCCCUUCCUGGUGCGAUCCUGAAUGGAAAUCAUUGAUGGAAGGUAGUUGGGCUGGUGAACCAGCUCAAAGGCCAUCCUUCACUGAAAUAUCUCAAAGGUUGCGGAAAAUGGCCGCGGCAAUGAAUGUUAAAUAAAGGGCUCAAUUUAUUACAACGCGAAGAGGCAUGUAAGGAAUCCCAUGUCCAGUUCCCUGACUAGAGGAAGGCAAACCCGGAAUAUAUGUUACAUGUGUCUUGGCAGCGUCUCGGUUUAUCCUAGUUGAAAUGAGAUUUUAUGAAGGCCUUCCAUGGGAGGAGAAACUCAUCACGGACGGUUCUAAAGCGUAUUUGAUGUGAGCCUCCCCUGUUCCUUCGACAAAAUUUUGAAGUGGUUCUGGCAAACGUGACUUCUCCAUUUCCUGCCUGCAGGAGUCGUCAGCUGCCGCCGUUUGCCUUCAAGUACGAUAUAUAUAUUGCAUCUGUCCAUUCCUCAUGACGGGAACUGUUGGGGUUUGUAAUGUAAAUAAAUUUUGGCCCGCUCCGUCCGGUGCAUGUUAGAUGUUGCACGGGACUAGACACGGUGCAAAGCUGGACGCAGUUAUCCCUUUUUCUUUCAUACGAUUGUGUCCUGAGAAAAAGAGGGAACAAACUCUGAACAAGAGAUAUCCUUAUUCAGAUUGUACAUAGUUCACGAAUAAGAUUUGCGGGCCGCCUUGAAAAUGUUCUUUCCUGUA